Messenger RNA from Cimex lectularius (bed bug), 4711 nucleotides. RefSeq names its product sorting nexin-17 (gene Snx17). Gene Ontology annotation, molecular function: phosphatidylinositol binding. Gene Ontology annotation, cellular component: early endosome. The transcript has 10 exons. The record is from RefSeq and is a predicted model, not a curated record. The coding region runs from base 167 to 1597 and encodes 476 amino acids. NCBI's taxonomy places the organism in Eukaryota, Metazoa, Arthropoda, Insecta, Hemiptera, Cimicidae. Gene Ontology annotation, biological process: intracellular protein transport.
AGGAUCCAGCUGUGGUUUAAGUAUCCCCGACUCUGGGUCACAAUAAUGAGGCUCCCCGUGGAUUGAUUGCCUCCCGACUUCCAGGACGACCCGGGGAAGCGUAUUAUGCUCGAGACGGGCUGAGUUUUUUUCUUAUUUACCACUGACAACUCGUUUCCUUCCUGAGAUGCACUUUUCCAUCCCUUCGACCGAGGAGUGCAACGGGCAAGGUGGCACUUACACCGGCUUCCACAUCCACAUCAACGGCGAGUACCACUGCACUGUCAGGUACAAACAACUUUACAACCUCUGCGAACAGCUCAAGCGGAUCAGCGAGGAUGAAAAUUUUCCUCCUUUUCCUUCCAAAAAAUACUGGCCCCUUACACCGAACCAACUGGAGGAGAGGAGGUCGCAGCUAGAAAAAUACAUUCAAGCUGUCGGCCAGAGUUAUUCGACGCCAUGCAAGGAGCUUUUCAAUGGAUUUUUGCUCGCUGCUCAGCAGGAAUCAACAGGAGAGAGAGCUCGGGGAGUUAGUAUAGAUGUAUUUUUGCUGAAUGGUUUUAAAAUAACUGUCAAUGCCAAUUCUAAUGAUAGAUCAAACUCUGUCUUGGAGAAUGCCUGCAGCCAAAUAAAUCUACCAAGUGUCUAUGUGUAUUAUUUUUCAUUGUUUUUAAUCAAAAAGGAGGAAAAUGGCGAACUCUCAAUUAUUAGGAAACUACAAGACUUCGAGUCGCCAUAUUUGACUCAAAAAAAUAUUUCAGAAAAUUUAAAAAUUAUGAUUAGAAAAAGUUAUUGGGAUCCAGGAUACGAUUUGGAAUUGAUGCAUGACAAAUACGCUUUGAAUUUACUCUAUGUUCAAACAGUAUCAGAUAUUAAAAGGGGAUGGAUUCUGUGUAAUAAAGAGACUAGUGAACAGUUGGCCACAUUACAAUCAAGGGGGGCAAAAAGAGAGUACUUGGAACUUGCGAGGACGUUGAAAUACUACGGGUACAUACAGUUUAAAGAGUGCAUAUGCGAUUAUCCGACGCCGGAUUCAAAGGUGAUUGUCAGCGCUGGCCAGAGGGAGUUAAAUUUGCGAAUCGAGGCUGCAGGAGGUGAGAUAAAGGAGCGCGCUUUCAAAGUGACCAGGAUGAGGUGUUGGCGCAUAAUCACGCACAAUGAUAUUAUUGAAACCGACGAAGAAACAGUUUUGCAAAGGGAUCCUCAGCUGGAUUUGUCCUUCGAAUACCUGAUCGCAAAAGACAACCUGCAGUGGAUCACAAUAACGAGCGAACAGGCCAUUCUUAUGGCUGUUUGCCUUCAGUCAAUUGUCGAUGAGCUAUUAUUAAAAAAAUCAAGUGCCAAUUUCAAACAGCCAAAAGAUUAUCAUUAUGGGAGCUUCAGUUAUAUGAAAAGAGACGGAAGCAGCGAACCAACUAACCUCAGCAAAUCGAUUAGCAGUUCUUUAGAUCCAGUCACCUCACCUCAGAAUGGCACUCCCAGGUCUCCUUCAAGAACGGAACCGACUAUGUCAAUGAAGCGCCUUUCAGAGAAGUUGAGCAACCUGAAAAACAAGCAAAGGCCGCAGCCGCUCGUAGAAAACGAUGCGUUCGAAGGGAUAGGCGAUGAGGAUCUAUAAUCUGACAUAUUUCCAAAAUGAGUAAAUACUAGGGGAUUAAUCAAUAACACUGAAUUUGGAAAUAAUAUUGUUAAUUUUAAUGGUGCUAUCUAAGUGAAAGGAAGUAAUCUCGUAAAUAGUUCUAACGACUCGGCAAACUCUUUUACACCGGGGAGUUGUAAUCGUAAAUGUGCAAUGAUACAGUAAAGAUUUUUUUAAAAGAAAACGUGUUCAAUUCGAUAAUGCACAAUUGUAUACUUGAGAAGAGAUGUUUAUAUUUUAUCUAAGGGAUAAACUUGAAUUUUUAUACGUAUGGAAAUGGGUUAAAAAAAAAUCAGUUGGAGUUGUGGAUGUGUCUUGAAAAUUCCUACUUCAUGGUCUUUUUUUAAUUUUUUAACAGGGAUUUAUUUAUUAAUCGAUUCUGUGAAAAUAAUAGUUUAAAUUGUACAUGCAUCGACAAUUUAAAAUGACACUGACCAGCAUCAUCGGUUUUUCUUUGAGCACGAAUUAAAUAAAUAAUUAAUAAAAGUCAAUACUCAAUCAAUAAAAUUGAUUUUAUAAUGUAAAAAUAUAGUAAUUUCGUUUAUUUUUUUUUCACUCAUAGCUGAAAUAUUCUGUGUUGGAAGAGCCCACAUGACUGAUUGUUGAUUAAAAUCAUGCUCAUCUAUUCCAGACUGGUUUUUUAAUGUUAUUAUGCUGAUGAAUUAAAACAAUUAAUAAUUUAAUUGUCAUUACCAGACCAUUCUAUUAUUCAGUAGAGUCCUGCUAGAUUGGGAAAAAUUCAGAUUAGCUGUGGUGACGCACCUGAUAAAAUAAACUUGAAAUUUUGGAAAAAGUAGGACAAGGUGAUUGUGUAGUAAGUAAUUUUGGAUCAUUCUGAUCACCUUAUUCGCUGUUUUGGCUUGUGGGAUGCUUUGCGUCUUCUCACCAUUUUCCAUUUUUAACACCUAAAACGAGUCUAAUAGACCAAAACAUUUGGAAAAGACCAAUCUAUAAAUGAUUCUAUCAGAUCUUCUCUUUGGGCCCUGUAGUUUUGUCAUUUCAGUUUGCCUAUUCUCGCUGGUUCCGUCUGAUUUUCUAAAGAAAACCGCCAUGUGUCUGAUAGGUCAAAACAGAAACAUUACAGGCACAUCACCUCUCAGGCCUAACAAUUUUGGAUAAAAUGUACACUGAAAAAUUGACCGUAAAAUUUGGAUGGGCUUAAUACCACAAAAAUUAUUUUCCAAUGGAAAAAUCCUCUACACUAUCAGAAAUGUGAUCGGAUUAGACGGGCAUUGACCUGUCAGAUGCACCUCGGUUUCUCACAUAAUUCAGUUUGUAAUAAUAAUUUUUGUUCAAACCCACUACUGAAGAUGUCGAGAAUGUGAAAUGCAUCAGGUGGACUAAAACGGAAAAUACCAAGCUACAGGCCUAUCACCACGAAGGUCUGAUUAUUUUAAGAUGAACCUUCAUCAAAAUAUCGGCAGUAAAAUUUUGAAUGUGGCAAUCCACAAAAUUGUCCAUUAAUACUUCACAAACCAUAUUUUCCAGAAAAAUAAUCCUCAAGAAACAUGUUGAAUUAGACAGCUUGACGGAUGCAUCUCAAUUAGUCACAUAACUCAGUUUUUAAUAAUAAUUUUAGCUCAAACCCACUACUGAAUAUGAUGAGAACCCGAAACAUGUCUGACAACCAAAACAGAAAGGAUUAAACUAUAGGCCCAUCUUCAGCCCUGCUUGGUAGGGCUAACAAUUUUAAGAUGAACGUUAAAAAAUCAGCAGUUCAGAUGAAAAAUAGUCAGAAAAGUGGGACUUUGCUGUAACAUUUUUUUUUUUUUUAAUGUUUAACAAUGACCAGCAUUGGUUCUUGAGAAUUAAUUCGACAUAUUUUUCAACUCUAUGUCCGUGCUGAGUAUCGUAGCGAAUCGUAGGCCUAAAAUUUCCCACAAUACAUUUUUGUGAAAAUUGUUCGUUAUUGUUGCUCGUUUUUGUACAAUUUGCUCACUUUUCAAUGUUCAUUAACUAUUUCCCUUAUCAAAAGUAAGAUAAGUUUUCCCUUAGAGCCACCAUAUCUGUUACAUAUAAGUUAUUUACAAAAAUCUCCCCUUUUAAAGAUUUAUCUCUCAAUUUAUUUAGUAUUUUUAUAUAUUCUUAUGAAAUAUUCAUUAUAAUUAAUAUAAGUUAAAUAAUUAAGCAAAAAGUAAUAUUAUUAAUCAAUAAAUUAAAAACAAGGUAUGAUUUUAAAUGAUGAGCAGAGAAUUUAAGCUUGUUAAAAGUGUCGAGCUUUUUUUGUUCAUUGGUGGAUGUUUAUUAGUUACUUUUAUAAAUCUUUGGGCCAAAUUAACUGUAGUCCGUCCCAAAAACCUUUCAGACGAUGUAUCAACUCUAGAAAUAGUUGAGAUUUGUUUUCAACGUCCGGUAGGAUGGAUGAGUUGACGCAAUAAUAUUUAAAAGUUCUGUUCAUCUAUAGUUUUAAUUUUUGUCUAUUUCCACACUAUAGUUAUAUGAAAAAAAAACUAUUAUAUAAAUUCAUUAUUUUUUGUGGUCCGCUUGACCAAUUAAUUGAAUACUAUUAUGUAAUUUGUUCAGAGUACAAAUUUGUUUCCUUAAACGAUAUUAUUGUGAUUUUAUGAUCUUGAUGAAUUUUUAAUAUUGUUAGGUCCCCAUUUUGUGCAUUUUGAUUUUUUCACGACUCGUGCCAAUAUUUUUAUCUCUCUUGAUGUCAUUUAAAGGUAUGACUAAGUACCAUGACUUUGAAAUGUAUAGUUAGUUUCAAAAUGUUAAAAUUAUCAUUAUAAAAAUCUGUAGAUAAUAUAUACGGAAAUAAAGGCAUAUGAUUUUGUAUCAGAAAUAGUCUUGUAUAUUUACUAUGUGAUAUAUAUUUUAUUGUUGGCUCUAUAAGUGUAUUUAUAAUUUAUAUAAAUAGAUGAAAAGAUGUGUUUAAUAUCUCCUUAUCUUGUUAUCAAAUGGAUCGUCCGUUUGAAAUUUUCUUAUAUAAAUGUGAUGUUACAUUCGAUACUUUUCUUUCCAACAUUGAGCAUUCCGACAGAACGAAUUCUUAAUCAAAUAGACUUUUAGAGUCAUGUCCAUUUUAUAUGAGAUUUAUAAAUAUUUUAAAAUAUACAUUUACAAAAUAAAAGUUUUUACUUUUGCUACUUA